AUGAGAUUCUUACGGAGAAACGGAUACAGUUUGAUAGAUAACAGUGUUGAAGUGGCAUUUGAUAAUAGUUCAACUCGUUCUAAUUUUAAUCCUGAAGGUACAACAGUAAUAGGAACAAUCUUUUUACUUUUAAACGCGACAUUGGGAGCCGGAUUGCUGAAUUUUCCCUUGGCAUUUGAUCGUUCUGGUGGAGUGAUAUCAGCAAUAAUAGUUCAAUUAUCAUUUUUAAUAUUCAUCACCAUUGCGCUAGUGACCCUCGCAAACUGCAGUGACAUAACAAAAACGUCCUCUAUGCCAGACACUGUUGCUGGACUCUGUGGACCUAAAACCUUGAUAUUGUGUGGGAUCUGUGUCACUAUUUACAGCUUCGGAUGUUGUCUUACAUUUAUAAUUGUCAUUGGCGACCAAUUUGAGCGUGUUUUAGCAACUUACUACGGAACGGAUUACUGUCACCACUGGUUUUUAUCCCGGACAUUCAUCACAUGUGUCAGCUGCACACUUUUUAUUCUGCCGAUAAGUUUUUUCAAGCGAUUGGAUAUUCUGAGCUACGUGAGCUCCGUAGGAUGCAUCACUAUUGUCUACGUAAUAUGGGUAAUUAUUCAUCAGAGUAUCAACACGCCGGAUUAUCCAAAACCAACACAAGCAUGGCCUCGAAACGCUUCUCAGGCGUUUCAAUUGGUCCCAAUUAUUUGUUUCGCUUACCAGACCUUCGGCAUGGGCCAUGUACCCAGUGACAUUCUGCAAGGCUACAGUGACAAGAGUGCAAGCCUCGCGAUAGCGAUAAUUGCAAUUGCUGUAAAAAAUUUUACGACCUACCCGAUUGUACUUUUUUGUGGACGGAGUUCGCUAAUGGGUUUGUUCCACGCUGAAAUUGAAGAUAACGUUGCAGUGAGAGCUUUUGUGACUCUUUUGUGGUUUAUCCUGACGUUAUUUGCUGCUGUCGUAAUUUCCGACAUAUCGCCUGUUAUCAAUCUUAUGGGAACACUCUCAGCAACAUUUAUAUUUAUUUUUCCGGGGAUUUGCUUACUGCAAAGUGUCCUGGUUAAAGAUCCUGCUUUUCGUUUAUACAAAAGCCGCUUUCUUAUCGUCGUAGCUGUUGUUAUGACCGCUCUAGGCGGUUUUGUAUGUGGCUUAGUGUUUGUUCAAGCACUUGAAGACUUAUAUCAAGUUCCUGUUGAUAAAAAGUUUGUUACAGGAGUCAGGAUUGGUCUUGGUGGUAGUUUAUGCAUUUAA
Cotesia congregata is the source of this 1233-nucleotide messenger RNA. Lineage: Eukaryota; Metazoa; Arthropoda; Insecta; Hymenoptera; Braconidae. The record is from the annotation of a GenBank genome assembly.